Dendronephthya gigantea is the source of this 3129-nucleotide messenger RNA. RefSeq lists its product as uncharacterized. NCBI's taxonomy places the organism in Eukaryota, Metazoa, Cnidaria, Anthozoa, Malacalcyonacea, Nephtheidae. Gene Ontology annotation, biological process: regulation of canonical NF-kappaB signal transduction; positive regulation of JNK cascade; protein K63-linked ubiquitination. The record is from RefSeq and is a predicted model, not a curated record. The transcript is spliced from 5 exons. Gene Ontology annotation, molecular function: protein binding. Bases 705 to 2975 code for a protein of 756 amino acids. Gene Ontology annotation, cellular component: plasma membrane signaling receptor complex.
AUCCUAUAAAUAUCCUAUGCAUAAAUCACGCGCAAUUUAUUCAAGAACCUGCCAAACUGGUUGCCAAAAGAAACAAAAUAGAAAUCGGUAUGAUUUAUAGGUUUCCAGUUUGUCCUGCAUUAUUUUCUAUUUCAAUUAAAUACCUUUUCACCUCCAAUGUAAUUUUGCAAGUACAUGUGUUUUUUAUACGAUAAGUGUGAAAAUGAUUCUUCCGCGUUACAGCCGCGCACAACAUCCUUUUUCCACGCGCGCACUCACUUUAUGCUAUGUCAAACACAGGAAAUGGGUUACGAAGGGUUGUCAAUCUAGGUUAUGAUUGUGAUCUUUAUAUGAAGCACAUCUGAGGGCAAAUAUAUGACAUUGCGAGGAAACAGCGCGGUACUCAUUGCCUGAAGUCCUAAACGCAAUAUCGACGACAACCUCUGAUAAGUGACGCGCAAACACGACGAUCGUGAAGCGAGUGCGCGAGUUAUAAAUCAGCAACGUUAAGAUCCAAACGCUUUGGCAGAGCUCCAAAGCUGGAAACGUAAUAAAUUGACCUUUGAUUCGUUAGUGAGCCACAAACCAGACAGGGGUUCAUCCUAAAAAGUGUUUAACGCAUUUGGUCAGUUUGGAAGAGCAUUCUUGGCAAGUCAAGCGAAUUUGGAGAAAAGGAAAGACGCGUUUUUUAAACGACAGUUCCUGAAGGUAAUAAUUGGACUACGAUGGCCGCUGUCGCUGUCGCCUCGCUCCCAGCAAUCAGAGCAAACGAGAACUGGCAAUAUGGCGAUCCGUCGUUGACCGAUCUUCGCAUAUCGUUACUGGAUCGUGGACAGUCGGAACAAGUUACUCGGCGAAAACGAAGUGGGAGCUCACGUCACUCGUGGAGGUGGUCAUGGAAACAAGUCUUCAUCAAGCCUUUUCAAAAUCAAAGCUGGACUCGUGGAGGAGGCUCAAGGGGGAAAAGAAAGAAACGCAAGAGCGAAAAUAUCACCAAAAACUCUGUUGAAACAAGGAAGAAAAUGGACGAACUGUAUCGUCUCUGGUUUUGCGAUAACGACGACUCUUCGGAGGAAAGUUCCGAUGAAGAGUACUCGGAAAGAUAUCGUAGGCGUUCGUGUAUUCCUCGGAUCUUUAGCAGCGACUCGUCGAGUUCUGGAAGUGAUACAGACUGUGAAGUUGAGGAACCUCAAGUGUCAGAGUAUGUUAGAGAGGGGCCUUCAAGGAUGAAGGUGGAUAUUAAUCAAGAACAUGAAAGGAUAAGUGUAGAUCUUGGUGGGAUUCCGAGCGCUAGCUCGCAAGUUUCGGACACGAGCGGUUUUGAAUUGAUUCCAAGUCAAAAACAAAGAACAAUUGAGGUUAUUGAUUUUACUAAUCCUGUGGUAAAUGGUUUUGAGGAAAGUAUGAAAGAAUCUCAGAGUCUGUUCAAAGCUGGUUCAACCUCGGCCAAGAUAGAUUUGAUAAGAGUUCCUGAAGAGACUCAGAGCCUGAAAAAAUACGGAGUGAUUGAUAUGAAGAGAUAUUCGUGUAACUUGGCAACACCUCAGCUAAUUCCACAAUCUGUAAGCGAAACUACUGACAAGAAAGUCAUAGCGAUAACCUCAAAUAUUACCGUUCACGGGGAGCAUUCUCAAAAACCUAUAUUCACAAGUGGUCAUAGUACAGCCCAAGAUCAUGACCUAAUCACAAACGAUUCCUAUGAUACUGUAAACAACGAGGAAGGACACCAGGAUGACCGCACUGACCCAGACGUGACGACAAGGCAACAAGGCAUGAUUAACAUUUGUCGUAAUAACAGCGCUAUCACCGAACAGCAGAUUCAUCCUGAAGAUAUUUUAAAACGUGUUGAUGAGUUAUGUGCGCAAUGCGGAGAUAACAGGAACCAGAUCGAAUUAUCUGUUGGUUUAUACUCUGAUAUUCCUGAUGAAAGCCUCGAAAGUUCGAACCGUGAAAAUAAUGAGGAGAAUAGUUUCAAUGGGAAUUCCUUUCACCCGAAAGCGCCACAGGAGAGUUGUCCAGAGAAAACAAAUAAAAAGCCGGCUACAGACGUAGUUCCCGAUUACCCAAGUUCAUAUUUAAAUACAGGAACCUUUCGACAGAUGUCAUCCUAUAAUCAAGAACAUUAUUCCAAAGUUCAUUGCGAGUUUCAAAGAUUUGGUUGCCAUUUUUCGGGAACAGAAAUAGCGGUUGACCAGCACAUGAAAUCAAAUCUGAAUGGCCAUCUCAAACUCGUCAGCAAACUCGCAUUGGACCAAAAGGAACAGAUUGAAUGCCAACAGAUGGAACAGCAGAAACAAAGCCUAUUGAUCCAGCAACUGACUGACACCGUUAACAACCUGGAGAGACUUGUGAGGGAACAAAACCAAGCGAGCCAAUCACAGGAGAAAACGAUGCUCUCGCUUAAGGACCAAGUGAAAGAUCAACGCAAACAGAAUCAACGAUUUGAACGAGAAAUCACGAAUCAAAUUCAAUCUCUUAACCAAUCAGAGGUGAGUUCGUUACCCACAACACCAUGCGCGGCGGAAUUUGUUUGGUCAAUCAGGAACUUCCGAAAACGACUACGACGUAUAAGAGAUGGGGAUAUCGAUGACCCUCUCAUAAGUGAACCGUUUUAUACUGGAUCGUACGGUUAUAAACUGUCAAUAUGGGUCUACCUCAAUGGCCGAGGUAAAACCCUGGGGGACUGGAUUUCAGUAUAUGCUCGCGUCAUGCCAAGUGACCAUGACAACAUACUCGACUGGCCAGUGCGACCGAUGUAUACGUUUACAUUGUUAGACCAAUCAGAAGGCGAGAAGGAACACAUCGUGCGCAAACGGAAAGUGAACGAUAUUAGACGUGAUGGCGGAAAACAUCACGGCAUUCACCGACCAGAAGGCGGAGAGCGCUCGGUGAUUGUCGGAUUUGACGACUUCAUUGCCCAUGCUCAGUUGGAGAAGAGAAAGUAUAUGGUUGAUGAUUGCAUCUAUCUCAAACUAGAAGCAGAUAUCAUGUCCUAAACUGUCGACGAGUCUUUGUUCUUUGACACUACAUAUUCUGCCGGUUUUGCUCAACUAGCUUACGAUUGAGGAACGGCAUCACCUAUUACCAGGCAUAUAUCACGUGACAAGCACAUGAGAUCUUAUAAAAGAAAAUAUAUUUUAUAAAUCCUGU